GGCCAGCAGAGGACUCGCUCCAGCUAAUCAUUUCAACAAAUGGCACCUGCUCGGUUCAAAGGAAAAGCCGGGAGGCCACGGAACUGCUGCGUCCUGGUUCGCUCUAAAGUCCACUCUGAAAACUUCAAGAAACCGGAGAGACCGCCGCGCGCUCACUUGGCAUCUUUCCACACGAAUAAAGAAAUAUCAGAUCAACCGGAACAGGUUGUAAGCGACGGCUGCUCGUCAGUUUUAGCCUUGAGGACCCCCAUCCUGAAACAUGCGUAUGUUCCUACGCCGGCGUAUGUCCCCCCUAAAGCUGGUGCUCCUUGGUGGGACUGUCUUCAUGGUGGUCCUGGUGGUUCUUCAGAGGGAUGUUGGGUCUUCACCUGCUGAUGACCCCUGGUUUCAGGAGCUGGUGGACAAGAAGGACAAGGUGAUGGUAAUGGUCCGAGACGCUGUCAACAACUUCGGCUUCCAAAUCGGAGCGCCACAGCCACCAUCAAGACAGGAGCAGCCCACCCAGGACAUCAACUGCCCCUCUGGGUUCUACACUCAGGCUGAGCUCAAACCUCACCUGGAGAGACUGCCCCAGGACCCUAGAAGCCCCGGGGCUGAUGGGAAGGCAUUUCAGAAAGACCACAUGUCCCCAGAGGAGGAGAAGGAAAAGGAGGAGGGUAUGACACGGCACUGUUUCAACCAGUUUGCCAGCGACCGCAUCUCGCUUAGCCGUAGUCUUGGGGAUGACACAAGGCCUCCAGAGUGUGUGGACAGAAAGUUUCGACGCUGCCCUCGUCUGCCUACCACCAGUGUUAUUAUUGUCUUCCACAAUGAGGCUUGGUCCACCCUCCUCAGGACGGUCUACAGCGUCCUGCACACUUCUCCUGCUAUCCUGCUCAAAGAGAUCAUCUUGGUAGAUGACGCCAGUGUUGCAGAGCACCUGAAGAGUCAACUGGAGGAAUAUGUGCAACAACUGAAGAUUGUCCACGUAGUGAGGCAGCAGGAGAGGAAGGGCCUCAUCACUGCCAGGCUUCUGGGUGCUAGUAUCGCUCAGGGCGAAGUGCUAACCUUUCUCGACGCACACUGCGAGUGUUUCCAUGGUUGGCUCGAGCCCCUGUUGGCCCGCAUCGUUGAGGAACCCACUGCAGUGGUUAGUCCUGAGAUCACCACCAUUGACCUUAACACCUUCCAGUUCAACAGGCCUGUGGCGACAAACCGCGCUUUCAACAGAGGUAACUUUGACUGGAGCCUGACUUUCGGCUGGGAGCCGAUUCCUGAGGAUGCGAAGAGGCUGCGCAAGGAUGAAACCUACCCUGUAAAAACCCCUACCUUUGCUGGAGGCCUCUUCUCCAUCUUGAAGACGUACUUUGAACACAUUGGAACAUACGAUGACAAGAUGGAGAUCUGGGGUGGUGAAAAUGUGGAGAUGUCUUUCAGGGUGUGGCAGUGUGGGGGUCAGUUAGAGAUCAUCCCUUGUUCUGUGGUGGGCCAUGUCUUUCGCACCAAGAGCCCCCACACCUUCCCCAAGGGCACAGAGGUCAUCACUCGCAACCAGGUGCGCCUGGCUGAGGUCUGGAUGGAUGAUUACAAGAAGAUCUACUAUCGCCGCAAUAACAAUGCUGCAACUAUGGCCAGAGAGAAUAAGUAUGGGGACAUCUCUGAUCGUCUGAAAUUGAGAGAGAGGCUUCAGUGCAAGAACUUCACCUGGUAUUUAAACACAGUCUACCCAGAGGCCUUCAUUCCAGACUUAACCCCAGAAAAGUUCGGAGCAAUUAGAAACUCAGGAUCUAAUACCUGUCUGGAUGUUGGAGAGAACAACCAGGGAGGUAAACCGUUGAUCAUGUACCAGUGUCACAACAUGGGAGGCAACCAGUACUUUGAAUACUCAUCUCAUAAGGAGCUGCGCCAUAACAUUGGGAAGCAGCUGUGUCUUCAUGCCACACCCCAGUUAGAGCCGGUGAAGAUCGAUCUAUGCCAGCGGAAGGGGAAGGGCACCAGUUUGGCACCGCAACAGGAGUGGAUCUUUACAGAAGAAAAUCUUCUGAGGAAUCCCAGUAGUGGCCAAUGUUUACGGUUGAAAGGAGACCAAAUUCAGAUGGACUACUGUAAUGGUGCUGACCUCUUCCAGCACUGGACCUUCAGCUGACCUCCCAGUCUGCCCAUCAGGUGACCUCUGGCACCAUGUGUCCCCUUCCUCAGACUCCGCUCCGAGAAGCCAACUUAACAUUGAUCCAGGAGGGCUUCAUGCUGUGGAGCUUGGAGCAUUUGGCCAUACUGAGUUGACAGUUAAGGAUGGAGGACAAUAAAGACAGUCACAUCUGUUGAAGACGCUCGGGUUGGCCUUAAUCUAUUUUAAAUUUAUUUACGAUGAAACUCCGGAAAGGCAUUUGAUGGUGGCUGGGCAUUAUGAAACAGAAUGUGAACUUUGCAUUCAGGAGUGGCAGCUUGACUGUGGGGCAGUGGCCGUCAACUGCAGUGACCUUAAUUCAGUGAAUUUACACUCCAGCUAAAAUCACGAUUCAUGUGACUUUUUUUUUGUGGUCUGACAAUGAAUGUUGAAAUGUUUUACAAAACAGUAAGAGAUGUUUGUUUUUUUUAAAUAAAAAAAACUAUGUU
Molecule: messenger RNA, 2595 nt
Organism: Chelmon rostratus (copperband butterflyfish)
Lineage: Eukaryota; Metazoa; Chordata; Actinopteri; Chaetodontiformes; Chaetodontidae
Gene: galnt6
Product: UDP-N-acetyl-alpha-D-galactosamine:polypeptide N-acetylgalactosaminyltransferase 6 (GalNAc-T6)
Exons: 11
Coding region: 260-2125 (621 amino acids)
Cellular component (GO): Golgi apparatus
Source: RefSeq, a predicted model, not a curated record